This is a messenger RNA of Chlamydomonas reinhardtii, 392 nucleotides long. RefSeq lists its product as uncharacterized. The record is from RefSeq and is a predicted model, not a curated record. NCBI's taxonomy places the organism in Eukaryota, Viridiplantae, Chlorophyta, Chlorophyceae, Chlamydomonadales, Chlamydomonadaceae. The transcript has 2 exons. The coding region runs from base 164 to 364 and encodes 66 amino acids.
CUCUAGACACCAAUACACCACUCUAGACACCACUCUAGACACCAUGUCGUCACUGAUCACUAUUGCCAAGCAGCUGGUGGACGUUCAGUGACGACAUGGUGUCUAGAGUGGUGUCUAGAGUGUCACGUCCACCAGCUGCUUGGCAAUAGUGAUCAGUGACGACAUGGUGUCUAGAGUGGUGCCUAGAGUGGUCGAGGCUGUAGCGGCGUUCCUACCGCAGCUCGCUUGGGAGGCCCGCGCCGACAGGCGAGGCAAGCACAACCCGCGCUACUACGCGACCCUUCGUAUUGGCGAGGGCGGGCCCUUUGAGCCCGUGCGCGAGGUCUUCAAGGAGGCGCUGGGCGAGGUGGGUGUGUCGCGAUGACUCGUGCAACAUCGCGAUGUACCUAAUU